AUGUCGAAUACAAGUUCAACGACUUCUAGUGAACGAACCAGAGGCAAAUAUCAGACAACCAAUAAAUGUUGCAAACACAUAGACAGCUUAUCUCCUACAUAUCAGCAAUGGGUCGAAUACAAUUCAUACAGAACCAGGAUUUCUAGUACAGAACCAGGUCAUUCUAGUACAGAACCAGGCCAUUCUAGUACAGAACCAGGCCAUUCUAGUACAGAACCAGGCCAUUCUAGUACAGAACCAGGCCAUUCUAGUAUAGAACCAGGCCAUUCUAGCGCAGAAAAAGGCCAUUCUAGUACAGAACUAGGCCAUUCUAGUGCAGAAAAAGGCCUUUUUAGUAUAGAACCAGGCCAUUCUAGUAUAGAACCAGGCCAUUCUAGUACAGAACCAGGCCAUUCUGGCGCAGAAAAAGGCCAUUCUAGUAUAAAACCAGGCCAUUCUAGUAAAGAACUUGGCCAUUCUAGUAUAGAACCAGGCCAUUCUAGCGCAGAUAAAGGCCACUCUAGUAUAGAACCAGGCCAUUCUAGUACAGAACCAGGUCAUUCUAGUACAGAACCAGGCCAUUCUAGCGGAGAACCAGGCCAUUCUAGUACAGAACCAGGCCAUUCCAGCGCAGGAAAAGUCCAUUCUAGAACCAGGCCAUUCUAG
Messenger RNA from Macrobrachium nipponense, 645 nucleotides. RefSeq lists its product as uncharacterized. Bases 1 to 645 code for a protein of 214 amino acids. The record is from RefSeq and is a predicted model, not a curated record. The transcript is spliced from 2 exons. Lineage: Eukaryota; Metazoa; Arthropoda; Malacostraca; Decapoda; Palaemonidae.